This is a messenger RNA of Electrophorus electricus (electric eel), 2323 nucleotides long. It is a transcript of the gene fsd1, whose product is annotated as fibronectin type III and SPRY domain containing 1. NCBI's taxonomy places the organism in Eukaryota, Metazoa, Chordata, Actinopteri, Gymnotiformes, Gymnotidae. Gene Ontology annotation, molecular function: microtubule binding. Gene Ontology annotation, biological process: regulation of cell division; regulation of mitotic spindle organization. Gene Ontology annotation, cellular component: microtubule. The record is from RefSeq and is a predicted model, not a curated record.
AUGCUCCCUUUGGCAUAUGCGCACAACGGCCCGUGGCCUUCGAUCAUUGAGAGAUGCAAGGCUGCCCAGCAGCAUCAGUACCGAAGCAGCCGCGCUAGGACCGUUACCGAGGACCUGGGACACGCGCAUAGCGCAUCCGACUCCGGUACACGGCGCUGCUGACAUGGACGAACAAAAGGAGUCCCUCCGGAAGAUCGUCACUACGUUGGCGCUCAAGAACGAGGAGAUCCAGAAUUUCAUCUGCUGCUUGAAACAGAGUCUGCAGAACCUGGAGGCAAAUUCUGUCCGUGUUCAGGAGGAUCUAGAGAGUGAGUUCAGCUCGCUGCAUGCUGUUUUGGAGGAGCUGAAGGACGGCAUGGUGACUCGGAUCAAACAGGAGAGGGCCAGCCGCACCUAUGAACUCCAAAAUCAGCUGAGUGCAUGCGCCAAAGCCCUGGAGAGCUCAGAGGAACUGCUGGAACUGGCGAAUCAGACUCUCUGUUCAUCUGAGACGGAUGGCUUCACUCAGGCAGCCAAAGACAUAAAGGACAGUGUUACCAUGGCUCCUGCCUUUCGCCUGUCUUUAAAGGCUAAGGCCAGUGACAGUAUGAGUCAUCUGAUGGUGGAUUUCACUCAAGAGCGAGAGAUGCUACGGUCCAUCAAAUUCCUCCCGGUUCCUGCCACACCUGAGAUUCAGCCGUCCGAGUGUCAGGUGUGUGAUAAUUCAGUCUUGGUGGCGUGGUCCUUGCCGGAACCAGACUCCAAAAUCGACCACUAUGACCUGGAGUACCGGCGGACCAACCAUGAGGGUCCGCCCCGCGCCCGGGAGGACUACCCCUGGAUGGUGGUGGAGGGCAUCAGAGAGACGGAGUACACACUCACAGGCCUUCGUUUCGACACACGCUACAUGACCUUUCGGGUGAAGGCAUGUAACAAGGCUGUAGCGGGGGAAUUCUCAGAACCAGUUACUCUGGAAACGCAUGCUUUUGUCUUCAAGCUGGAUGCAGCCUCGUCCCACCAGAACCUGAAAGUGGAAGACAUGAGUGUGGAGUGGGACAGCAGCGGUGGGAAGACUGCCGCGCUCCAGGACAUCCGCAAGGAAAAGACGCGGACCAGCUCCCCCAUGCACUCUCCUGCCAGGACGGCUGUAAUGUCUCCUAAGAGAGCGCCAUCAGCCCGGGUGGGACGUGACCGCUUCACGGCAGAGUCCUACACCGUGUUGGGUGACACCAUGAUAGACGCGGGCCAGCACUACUGGGAGGUCCGUUUCGAUAAGGACAGCAAGACGUUUGCUGUGGGCGUGGCCCUGCGCUCCCUGGGCCGAUUUGACCAGCUGGGCAAGACCAGCACAUCCUGGUGCGUCCACCUCAACAACUGGCUGCAGCAGAGCCUGACGGCCAAGCACAACAACCGGGCGCGCAUGCUGGACUGCGCCGUGCCUGACCGCAUCGGCGUCUACUGCAACUACGAGGAGGGCACUUUGUGUUUCUACAAUGCCCGAAGCAAAGCGCUCAUGCACACGUUCCGGACCAAGUUCCAGCAGCCGGUUAUACCAGCGUUUAUGGUGAGAGGCAGCAGGAUGUGUGUGGAACGGGAGUUUUUCGGUGCAGACGGGACUUCAGGUGCCCAGCGUCGUGCAGUGUGGACAGAAGAGGAACAGCAACACCAGCAGCUCCAACGCUAGCCUCACCUAGACCUCCAUCCACCCCACCCACGCCAUAGAGGUGUAGCCCGUGACCCUCUGUGGCCAGACCAGAACUGGAUCCGCUCAUCUCCACCUCCAUCCUCGAGACAGAGAGCUAUGGCACCUUCCUGGCCUCCUUCCCCUCUGCUUCCUGUGCCUUUAGCGUUCUGACUAGCCAUGGACACACGCGCCUCAUAAUCAGCAUAGCGGAUGUUGUUUUAAGUUGCGUAGUCGAGUCGCUCUCAUUACCAAAGCUUAACGUCACCAAACAUUCUCUUCCAAGGCUGAGCUUUUUCUUUCUUUCACUCCAGCUUACAAUAAAGUGGAAUUAUUGAAGUUCGUCGCUAGCAUGUGCUGAUUUUCGCGCACCUGAUAAAAGUGUUAGCUGUAGCAGUGUGUGUGUGUGUGUCGGGGCGGGGAACAGGUGAUGUACGUUUCCAAUGCACCCUCUCCUGUAAGCAGAGCUCCUUUCCGUACUCCUCUGCAGGUCAUUAUGGGAUGUCUUCUUCAUUCAAUUGGCGUGGCGCUAUGGUUGGCUGUCCUGCUCAGAAGAUGGUGAGGUGUUAAGGACCCACAACACACCAGCCUUUAGACUCCUGACACGAGUCACACCGCAGUGUGUCCAUAUUCCCCUGUACACAAUAAAUCACUUGAACUUUC